Molecule: messenger RNA, 903 nt
Organism: Vicugna pacos (alpaca)
Lineage: Eukaryota; Metazoa; Chordata; Mammalia; Artiodactyla; Camelidae
Source: RefSeq, a predicted model, not a curated record
UCACGGACAUCACACAGGGGAGCGUGUUAGCUCCUUUGCCCCAGGAUUUUCUGUGACCUACAGCUGUGAACCUGGUUACUUGCUUCUUGGCGAAAAGACCAUUCGCUGUUUGUCUUCAGGAGUCUGGAGUGCUGUCACUCCCACGUGUAAAGAGGCACUGUGUGAACCUCCAGGACAGCUUCUCAAUGGGCAGGUAAAGAGGCCCACAAAUUUUUGGGUUGGUGUAACUGUGGACUUUUCGUGUAAUGAAGGGUACCGGUUAAGUGAGGGUGUUUAUCAGCUGUGUCAAGGCACAAUUCCUUGGUUUAUGGAGAUUCGUCUUUGUAAAGAAAUCACCUGCCCACCACCCCCUGUUAUCUACAAUGGAGCACACACAGGGAGUUCCUCAGAAGAUGUUCUAUAUGGAACCACAGUCACGUACACAUGUAACCCCGGGCCAGAGAGAGAAGUGGAUUUCAUCCUCACUGGGGAGAGCACCAUCCGUUGUACAAGCAAUGAUCAAGAGACAGGCAUCUGGAGUGGCCCUGCUCCUCUCUGUAAACUCUCCCUCCCUGCUGUUCAGUGCUCACAUGUCCACAUUGCAAAUGGAUACAAGAUGUUUGGCAAGGAAGCCCCGUAUUUCUACAAUGACACUGUGACAUUCAAGUGUGAUAAUGGAUUUACUUUGAAUGGCAGAAGUCAGGUUCGUUGCAAAGCCAAUAACAUCUGGGAUCCUGAAUUACCAGUUUGUGAAAAAGGUAAAAACCCUAUGGGGAGCAAUAUCAAGUAUCAACUUGUUUGUUCUUGUUUAUUAUCACUCACUGAAAGCUAGAGUCAUGGAAAAAGGCAAGGGGGCAUAGAUUACUGUCCCAUUUCUUCCAUUGUUUAAUGGAAUAUUCUGUGUGUUGUUGUAUAUGUUCUUUG